Messenger RNA from Girardinichthys multiradiatus, 3165 nucleotides. It is a transcript of the gene slc7a10b, whose product is annotated as solute carrier family 7 member 10b. NCBI's taxonomy places the organism in Eukaryota, Metazoa, Chordata, Actinopteri, Cyprinodontiformes, Goodeidae. The coding region runs from base 99 to 1667 and encodes 522 amino acids. Gene Ontology annotation, biological process: D-serine transmembrane transport; D-alanine transmembrane transport; amino acid transmembrane transport. Gene Ontology annotation, cellular component: membrane. Gene Ontology annotation, molecular function: neutral L-amino acid transmembrane transporter activity; L-amino acid transmembrane transporter activity. The record is from RefSeq and is a predicted model, not a curated record. The transcript is spliced from 11 exons.
GGAGUGAAGAAAGGACAGCCAGGAAAGGAGAGGACAGGAGCUCUGGGAGAACUGGCACUUAGACAAACUCAGAUCGGAUUAGAUCAAAUCAGGCAGAUAUGGAUGGACAGAACUGCAAUAACAUCUGCUCCUGGACAUAUCAACACACUACAAAGUUUAAAAAGAAGAAAAAGACGAAGGAAAUCCCAGACAGGGUGACUCUGAAGAAGGAGAUCGGGCUGCUGAGUGCCUGCUCCAUCAUCAUAGGAAACAUCAUUGGCUCUGGGAUCUUUAUCUCUCCAAAAGGGGUCCUGGAGCACACUGGUUCGGUGGGUUUGGCUUUGGUGGUGUGGGUACUAGGAGGCUGUGUCGCCGCUCUAGGCUCAAUGUGCUACGCUGAGUUGGGUGUCACCAUUCCCAAAUCUGGAGGCGACUACUCUUAUGUGACAGAGAUAUUUGGUGGGCUGACAGGAUUUCUGUUGUUGUGGAGUGCAGUCCUCAUCAUGUACCCAACCACCCUCGCUGUCAUCGCCCUUACUUUCUCCAGCUAUGUGCUACAGCCCGUCUUCCAAAACUGUGCUCCUCCGUUCAUGGCGACAAGACUUUUGUCAGCAACUUGUCUUUUAUUGCUGACCUGGGUGAACUGUUACAGUGUUCGUAUGGCCACCAGGAUUCAAGAUGUUUUCACAGUGGGGAAGCUCAUGGCUUUGGGUCUUAUCAUUGUUGUAGGUCUAGUACAGAUCUUCAAUGGAAACUGUGAGGCACUGAUUCCUCAAGUAGCAUUUUCCAUGGACAGCACACCAUCAGUUGGACAGGUUGCUCUGGCAUUCCUGCAGGCAUCCUUCGCCUUCAGUGGCUGGAACUUCCUCAAUUAUGUUACAGAAGAGGUGGUUGAACCCAGAAGGAAUCUACCUCGAGCCAUCUACAUCUCCAUCCCACUGGUGACUUUUGUGUACACGCUCACCAACAUCGCCUACUUUUCUUCCAUGUCACCUGAGGAACUGCUGUCCUCCAAUGCUGUGGCUGUUACAUUUGGUGAAAAACUGCUUGGAGUCUUCGCUAUUAUUAUGCCCAUCUCAGUUGCUUUUUCCACAUUUGGGGGAAUCAAUGGAUACCUAUUCACCUCUUCAAGGUUGUGUUUCUCAGGAGCCAGAGAGGGCCACCUUCCCAGCCUGCUUUCCAUGAUUCACUACAACAAAUGUACGCCCAUCCCAGCCCUUCUGGUUUGCUGUGCUGCCACUAUUAUUAUACUAUGCAUCGGGGAAACACACAACCUGAUCAACUACGUCUCCUUUAUCAACUAUUUGUCAUAUGGUGUCACCAUCGCAGGUCUGCUGUUCUACCGCUGGAAGAAACCUAACUUAUAUCGGCCUAUUAAGGUAAACCUGCUUGUUCCUGUGUCCUACCUGAUGUUCUGGGCAUUGCUGCUGGGAUUUAGCCUGUACUCAGAGCCAGUCGUUUGUGGUGUUGGUUUGGUAAUAAUACUUACUGGUGUACCUGUCUAUUAUCUUGGUGUCCACUGGAAAGAAAAACCAGAGUGUAUCUUCAAUUUUAUUGCACGGGCUACAUCUGUGGGCCAGAGGUUGUGUUUUGUGGUCUUUCCUCAAAUGGACCCUAUUGAGAUUGCCAGUCCUUCAGAAUGGACUGACCGAUCAUCCGGCAAAAACAGUUUGUCUGGCAGUUUAUGAAACUGCCUCUUCUGAACAUCUGGAGAUUUGUGUUCUGGCUCCUGUUUUGAAACUGGUAUUGUAUAUGGUCAGACAUGCUUUUCUACCAUGGAAGCCUCUAGUCUGAUCUUUGAUCCUGAAAAACUCAGCUUUUUGUCUAAAAUUCAAGUGUUCUGUCAGAUGGGUGAACUUUUCAUUUUCUCUAUUUUCUUUUAAGGAUCCACAUGCAAAAAUCUAAAUCCCCUCAGUAAAUAAUUAAGUAAGUAAAAUUAAUUUAUAAAGCACCUUUUGCAGACUCAAAAUCACAAAGCGCUGUACAACAUAAAUCACACUUUAUUUAUAGUGAUAAAAACAAGCAUCAUAAGGCACAAGAAAGAUUUUACACAAAACAAAAAUGUCCACAGGGUCAACAUAGUAAAUCUGCUGGGCCAAACUGAACAUUGAAGGCUAUAAGCAGCAGAGUGCUUGAUUAAAAGCUGAGAUGAAUAAUCAGGAGCCUGGCUAUUUAGUGCCCUGUAGGUGAGAACAAGUAUUAUAAAUUCUAAAACCCACUGAGAACCAGUGUAGAAAGUAUAAGACAGGGUCUAGAUGAUAAUGUUUAUCAGAUAUAAUAAGAAGUCUGGCUGCUGUAUUGUGAAUAGCAUGCAGGUGUGAAAUUGAUGAUCUGUUGAGACUGGCAAAAAGGGCAUAAGAGUAGACUAAAUGCGAUGACACAAAUGCAUUAAUAAUGUUGAUUAGAUCUGCACGGGAAACCAUGUCUCGUAUUUUGGAAAUCUUUCUUAAAUGAAAGAAACUGGAAUGAGAAAUAAAACUGAUGUUUGAGUCAAAGCCUAAUGAGGAGCCAAAUAUAACUCCAAAAUUUUUUAGAUUGGAUUUGGUUUCUGUGCAAAAACAUGCAACUCUCUGGUUUAUUUCAGAAUGGUGACAAUAAGGUAUUAUCAAGGGCUCCGUCUUAUUUUUGUUUAAAACCAGAGAAUUGCUGAAGAGUCAGUCACUGAUGAGAGAUAAACAUAGGACGAGGGUGGACAGCCUAUCCAGCUGGUGCAGUUUAAAAUAUAAAUUCAAUGAAGUAUCAUAUGUACAGAUCUGAUAUGAGAUAUCAAAAAGACUAAUGCCAGCGAUGUCAGAAUGUAAAACUAAAAUAAAAAUGGGCCUACAACUGAGCCUUGUGGAACCUGCAAAGGUUAGAGGAGCCAGAAACACCAGCAAAGACCUUCCACCUUUUUAACAAUUUUGUUUUGUUGUUCCCAUUUUGGUCAUCUGUAACACCACAGAACUGUGAUUGACUGACAGCUUAUAAUUUCAUUUAAAUAUUGCUAGAACAUCAUUGUGCCCUAAAGUCUUUUCAUACCAAGUCAAAACCAAUUAAAUGUCAAAAUAUAGACACCCUUUAAUUAAAAGAAAACUUGUAAAACCAACAAAAAUCUACUUUGUGUUUAUUUCCUAAAUCUUUCUGCUACCUGAUCCCUUUAUUAAUGUGUUUCACAUGUAGUACCAUGAAAAUAUACAUUACCCUCUA